Molecule: messenger RNA, 2309 nt
Organism: Anastrepha obliqua
Lineage: Eukaryota; Metazoa; Arthropoda; Insecta; Diptera; Tephritidae
Gene: Sse
Exons: 11
Coding region: 206-2158 (650 amino acids)
Biological process (GO): proteolysis; meiotic chromosome separation
Cellular component (GO): nucleus; mitotic spindle; centrosome
Molecular function (GO): cysteine-type endopeptidase activity
Source: RefSeq, a predicted model, not a curated record
AUGUGAUUGGCAACCGCAGAUGUAGAAGUGCUGUGAGAUUGCGCGAAAAAUAAAGUAACCACCUUCUCUAUUUAAUUCGCCUUGGGCAAAAUCAAAUUCUGACAAAUGAUUUAAGCGAAGCCGCGAAUUUUAAACAUUAAAUUUGUGAUUAUUGUGGAAGUUCAACACCCGAAAUUUUAUUUAUUUUGUUGUUUUUAUAUUGCAAAUGGAGAAAAAUAUAGUCCAAUAUUUGUUGCGUGACAAUGUUGCGGUGAAUACUGGUCCAAAUGCAAGAGAAUUCUUCUCGGACCAAGCGGAAAUAGAAUUCAAUGAUGGAAAUUUACUCUGCUCGAUUUUCUACCAAGUUCGUUCAUUAUAUCAAGCGUCGCAGGAACGCUACUUUCAAAUCCAUUCGACACUUCAUGGAAAUCAGCAAUCAGGCAACAGACCGACUUCGGCAGAAAGACUAUACCAGGAGAUGAGUGCGUGGGAAAAAGAAAAUUUGAAAAGUAAUCGUCUUAUGCAGUUUGCCCUGGAAAGAAUUGGUAUUUCUAAUAAAAACACUGUUGCUGGUGAUAAGCCACAUAACGGUUCGUCAAAUUUUCUACAAAAUAUCAGUGACCCUUUAGAGGGCGUGCGUAAAAUCGAAGAAAUUUGCCAACAAUUGCCAAAAGAAUGGACAAUACUCCAACUUUGUAAAGGGCCGCGAACAGAAACUACAUAUUCAGUUUUUCCGCAGAUACAUGAGUUGGAUGCAAAUAUAUAUGUAACAAUACUGAGACACGCACGUAGUAAAAAAUAUCCUACUCCAAUUUGCCUACGCUUUAGUGGUCUUGAGCAAAAAGAGCUUUAUAAAAAAUAUGCCAACAUUGCAAAUCAAUUCAAGCAGUGCAUAAAUGUGGACCCCAAAGAAUACAUUACAAAAGAAGCUAAAAAAUCUUAUUGGGAUAUGUUGUUUGAAUUGGACCAGCACAUUGCGCAAGCAUUGCAAGAGCUCAAGAAUUUCUUUUUUCCUUGGAGUUUUCUGUUCUCCGGCCAACCUUACAUUAAGUCUCCCUGUGAAGCUGCCACACUGCUGACUAGGCAAAAGAACGCAUUUGCUAGUGUCGAUGACUUCUGUAAUGAAAACCGAUGGGAGUCACAAGAGCGUGUGUUGCUCUCGCUUACAGCUAUGAAUAUCGAUACACUAUCUGAACUAGAAAUUCAUGCAAUUUGUGCACUGCUCACUAGCAAUAGUCGCGAACAGAGUAAUGCUGCUAAAUUAUUACUCAAACUACAAAACGCGCCCGAAGAAAAUGUUGAAGGUGACACGAACGGCAACCCCAAGAUACUAUCAUUGCAUCACUAUCCGUGCAUUUUAAUAGUGGAUGAGCGCCUUGAUCAUUUCUUUUGGGAGGAAUUGAACGUUCAGCAAGAAUUUUGUCGUGUUAAUUCUCUACAAUGUCUCUGGCGUCUGCAUAGCCUCUACUGUGAACACAUACAGAGUGGGUAUCUGCUUGUCAACAUAACCGACGGCGGAUGCCUAGUAAAUCCUGAUAAUAAUUUACCCAAGACCGAGAUGCGCAUGCGUUGCUUUUUCGAAUAUUGGUUACCAAAUUGGCUGAAAAAAAUUGGUCAAAAGCCGACACAGGAUGAAUUACUGAAGGACUUCUUUAAACGCAGUUGUUAUGUGUAUGCUGGCCACGGUUCCGGCUUACAAUACAUCAAUGGCAAGCAUAUUGCGCGGCAGCAAAUGAAUUGUGUGGUCUUCCUUUUUGGCUGUGAAUCGUCACGUUUACGUUCAAAUGGGUUGUACAGCGAAUUAGUUGGUUCGCAUUUGUACUACCACGCUGCCAAUUGUCCAACACUGGUAGGCACAUUGAUGCCUGGGCUGGAUGCCAACAUGGAUGGUGUCGCCACGGAAAUUCUUAGCCGCUGGAUAGCGCCCAAUUCAAAGGAUGUGUUGCCCUGGCAGUGUAUCGAUCGCAUAAGCUGGCUGAAGGAGGGUAUUGUAAAAACUACAAAAUGUGAGCUACCAACAGUAGCCAACUCUCCGCAAUGUCAAAUAGGCAGCUUGUGUUCGGUGGUAGCGCGCAUUCAUCAGCGUCGUACGGAACAAAAAUACUACAAUACCGUGCCAUACGUUUGCCGUGGACUGCCAGUUUGGAAUUGUGACGUUCAACCCUUUCCCAGCAAGUGAACUUAGUAUGUAACAAUGUAUAAUAUUUAAGUUUGCAUUAAAUCCAAAGUAAAGUCGUUGCAAUUGUCGAAUAUAAUAUGUACGUAUUAGUCCUUUAAGUCCAAAUUAUGAAGCCUCACGCAAUAAUAUGCAAUAUUUGAACACUUUUAAA